GGUCACGAAUGCAGGUCACACUAACUCCACAGGCGAUGUAAAACCAAUGUAGGUACUUGGUGACAAUCUAUUCAAGACAGGAAACGGAAUGCAGUCUAAAAAGACGGAAGGUUUGCUGCGGUGUGAGAUAAUUGAUAGCUGAAAGCCGGCAACAACAUGGAUCUUUUGGGCGUAUUACUUUGGCUGUGCUUACCUGCAAGAUGGAUGGCAGUGCUUUCCUCAGGUGCAGUGACCAUGACGAGAAAGGUGACAUUGGUCCAGAGGAGUCUGCAGAACAUAGUCGGGUCAUCCCCAAAAAUUGAAGUAAAAAGUUUUGAGAACUGGGCCGAGUCACUUAAAGAGGACGUUGUAUUCACGGCCAGCCCAAAGUCGGUGAGAGAGAUCCAGAGGAUCGUGUUUGCUGCUCUCCUCUGCAGAAAGAAUGUCCGAGUUGUGGGUAGCACUCACUCUUGGUCUUCUCUGUUCACCGACUCGGAACAAAUUCAGAUAAAUUUGGGCAACAUGACAUUAGAGGGAGGAAAGAGAGUGAUCCUCCAGCCCGGGGAAUAUCCAGGAUAUAGGACGGUAAGAAUCGCGCCAGGUGUGACAGUGGGUGAACUGAACGACUUGAUUGUACCUCUAGGUUUUACCUUGCGUUCAGGGCCUAGCAUUAAGGAGGCAACUGUUUUGGGUGCCAUAGCAACAUCAUCUCAUGGUGCAAUGGUCAAUGAACCAGCAAUAGGUGGAUACAUGACAGGAGCAAGGUUCGUGGAUGGAUGGGGCAAGAUACUGGCUUUCAAUGAGGAUACGGACCCCGAAGUUUUAAAAGCACUGCGCUGUAACUUGGGACUUCUCGGAGUGGUCUUUGAAUUUGAAUUAAAAAUUUUCCCGCAGGAACAAGUUAACUCGUGCGGUAUCCUUACCCCAUUGAAGACGCUUUUCAAUCCGGAAUUUCUGAGAAAUGCUGUUUCCAAGAACAAUUUUGUCUUAAUUCUGUCGGCAUCCUAUAGUUCACUAACGGAGAAAGAAGCAAGGUCAGUGUUGGAGACGGGGAAGGUUCCGACCACGUGGGAUAGCGGCAAUGACAUAGUUUUAAUUAAUAUUGUAGAUCCAGACGCCACGCCUGAUAGUCUGAAUACCUCUGAUGAUCCACUGCCGGAGGACGUGACGGUCGUUUCGACGGGACAGGAGUUUUAUAAAUUUAUAAAAGGAUUUCCGAGAGCCUUGAAAGGAAUCAACCUUACAGACGCUAUCUAUCUGGACACUGCUGUCUUAGGCCCCAAGUUCCUAGCUUCAGAAUAUACAUUCCCGGAGAAAACGGACUUCAAAAGAAGUGCAAAUGCGUUGAAAGAAUUCUCAAGAUUCAUGAACGAGAAAUCCCACACAGAGGGAAUUCUGCCGUUUACUAGAUUUGUAGCAAGAUGGGUGAAAGGCACCGAUUGUUUUCUGUGUCCAACGUCCAAUCCAACCAGUCUGAAAGUUGCUGGCGACGCGGGUCAUUUUACCACGUUAGGAAUGGAUGGGGUAAUUGACACACUGCAGGAAGGCCCCGGCUUUUCGUAUACCAUGCAUAAGCUGGUUGAAGCAUGGGACAACUUGGGUCUUGAAGGAACUCUUCACUGGGGUAAAAUUACCGAAGUGACAAACUUCAAAGAGAAGAUCAAAACUUACUUCAGACACGACCUGGGAUUCUUUGAAAAUAUCCGCAGGAAAAUCGAUCCUCACGGCGUGUUCAUGAAUGAUUACCUUAGUUACCUCUAUGACGCCUUUAAUAAUGUUAACUGAUAUUAUGAUAACAUUGAAAAAUAUUAUUAAUGCUAGCAAACUUAUCGGAAUGAAGGCCCAUCACGAUGUUCACAGCGGGUUCAGAUAAACCGAAUUCCGAGAGAAUGGACUCAUAUGUAACUUCAUUACCUCCUUCUUGUUUCACGAGUGGCUGUUGUGGAAGAAGAGCUAAAUUAUUGAUAUAAAUCAUAUUUUAUCUCUAUUUUCAUAUACCGAAGAUAAAGAGAUGAAUUAGUAUAUGCAUGUAGUUGCUGUUUUGCUGUUAUUCAUAUUUACACAUAAUUUUCCAAAUAAAGCAUAACUUUCUUUUAAAUUAAUUACACGAAGAGUCGAUUCAAAAACUAAUUAGGAGACGACGUGAAGUAUACAUUUUUAACACCGGUGAAGAAUAGAUGAAUGUCUGUAAUUAGCGACAUUAUCACCAGAAGAUUUUAUGGCUAUUUAUGACAGUUACACCCUUGAGGUGAUCAUUUGUUAAUAAAAGCACUUGGAAUUGGAGGUGUGACAACUGUGACCAAUGAUGUAUAGAAGAUUUGUAGCACAGGCAUUUAUUUUUGUUCUGG
Lingula anatina is the source of this 2327-nucleotide messenger RNA. RefSeq lists its product as uncharacterized. Gene Ontology annotation, molecular function: D-arabinono-1,4-lactone oxidase activity; FAD binding. NCBI's taxonomy places the organism in Eukaryota, Metazoa, Brachiopoda, Lingulata, Lingulida, Lingulidae. The record is from RefSeq and is a predicted model, not a curated record. Gene Ontology annotation, cellular component: membrane.